Staurois parvus is the source of this 336-nucleotide messenger RNA. Lineage: Eukaryota; Metazoa; Chordata; Amphibia; Anura; Ranidae. The record is from the annotation of a GenBank genome assembly.
UCAAUUCUGCAAGUGGUUCUGAUUUACUAUCGCUGUUCUCUAGCUGGUCUAAAACCGCUUUUGACCAAAAGGGAUGCUUUUUGGACGCCAUGGACUUUUCUAAGUUUCCAGGCAGAAAGAACAGUCAAAAUGCAGGCAGGGCACAGGACAAAGCACUAGGGACAAUAUGUAUGUGAAAUGAUUGAUACAAAAAUGACAGUUUCUAAAAAUGUUUACAUUUGCCGCCGGUUCCGGCCCCCGUAUGUCUCGUAUGUCCCGACGCUGCAGGGACCAGAACACGGAAGCCGGAUGCCGGCAUCGGCCAGAGGAGAUGGCCGGGGAAGCUGCAGGGGACAC